AUGCCGCCUAAUACGCUCACCAACAUGACGUUCCCUCCCCAAUCAUCACCGAUACACAUCUUCACGACAAGAGACCCGAAUAUCUCACCAAACACAUUUCAAACGAAUACCGUCAUAGCGGCGUGCGUGAUGUUUUUAGCAAUUCUGAUAGCAUGGAAUCUACCGGUGCUAAGGGAAGCUAUAUCAGGAUUGAAGUUACUGACUGUAGGACUUCACGAGUUAUCGCACUUGAUAGUGGGACUUAUAUGUGGUGGCCAAGUAGUCAGUAUCUGUAUCGACCCAAAUGACGGAGGUGCAACACAUGUGAUGGGAUUGAUGCGAACUACACCGAGAAUACCACGUGAUCCAUACGCUUUCCCAAGUUUUGCUCAGACUUUUUGGAGUCCAAGUGCAGUGGGUACAUUGGCAGCUGGAUAUAUAGGAUCUUCACUCAUCGGGUUUCUGUUCGUUGUGAGUACAUCUGGGAGAUGUACUAAGCUGAUGCUCGAUAUCGUUGCGUCAAAAGUUUGUGCUUUGGUGCUUCAUAUUGGCUUGCUAGUACCUAUCUUAAGAGCGGAUCAUUGGAUAGCAUAUGCCAGUAUAAUCGGAUGCGAAGUGAUCUUGAUUGGACUCUGGUUCGGUGAUCACGGUAAUGCAUUACGCUUUUACGUCCUCUUUGUAGGGGUGAUGAACCUCUUCUACGUUGUAUGGGAUUAUGUAGAUGAGAGGUUAUUUGAUAAAAGAAACACAUCAGAUUGUGCUCAAUUCUCUGAGCUGUUAGGGUGGCCGACAAGCUCUUGGUUCAUAUUCUGGUUUGUGUACGAUUCACUUGUUUUCACCAGCGCUAUAUUCGCAGGGAUAUGUGUUUUCAGGAGAACGGAUGAUCAGAUGUAUCAUGAAGCGUAA
This is a messenger RNA of Kwoniella shivajii, 885 nucleotides long. RefSeq lists its product as uncharacterized. The record is from RefSeq and is a predicted model, not a curated record. The transcript is spliced from 9 exons. NCBI's taxonomy places the organism in Eukaryota, Fungi, Basidiomycota, Tremellomycetes, Tremellales, Cryptococcaceae. Bases 1 to 885 code for a protein of 294 amino acids.